This is a messenger RNA of Branchiostoma belcheri (Belcher's lancelet), 942 nucleotides long. Its product is annotated as cell wall integrity and stress response component 2-like. The coding region runs from base 82 to 810 and encodes 242 amino acids. The transcript is spliced from 7 exons. NCBI's taxonomy places the organism in Eukaryota, Metazoa, Chordata, Leptocardii, Amphioxiformes, Branchiostomatidae. Gene Ontology annotation, cellular component: plasma membrane. The record is from RefSeq and is a predicted model, not a curated record.
CGACAAACGGAUUCUCUGUCAGUUCUUGAGUCGACAGUGGAAGUCUCGGUCAGUCGAAGCGUUACGUUAGUCCUGUUCAAGAUGGUGGCACUUUCAGCAUUCGUCCUUCUGAUCACUAUCGGCGCUAUCUCCGCACAGAUCGAGAGCUACAAAGGUUGCUACACGGCAAGUAUUGGCCUCACUGCCAGCGGGACUUCCCAGGACAUGGUCAACGCCGACUGUGUCGAACACUGUAGGACCCAGGGCAAGGCCUACUCAGCGACAGGCGAAGGGAAGCACUGUGUCUGUUUGACGGCAGCCGACAUGCAGAACCUCAGCCCAGCCUCCGACUCACAGUGUGACGUCAGCUGCACGGGAAAACUGACGGAAAAGUGCGGAGGAACCGACGAGACGGUCACCGUGUGGAGCACCGGGCAAGGAAAGCGUGAGCUGGCAGCGAAGACAACUUCAGAGAACUUGAGAACGACCUCCACACAGAGCUACAAAGGCUGCUACACAACAAGUGAUGGAGCUCUCACCGCCAGUGGUCAUGAGUCGUCUCUGCACAUGACCAACCAGGACUGUGCCAAACACUGUGUGGCCCAGGGCAAGGCGUAUUCUGCGACAGGAGAAGGCAAGCACUGUGUCUGUUUGGCGGACCUACAGAGCCUCAGCCCAGUCUCCGACUCACAGUGUGACGUCAGCUGCACGGGAAAAGUGACGGAAAACUGCGGAGGAGUCGACGAUAUCGUCACCGUCUGGAGCACCGGGCAAGGGAAGCGACUGUUGACGUUGAAGAUGUUGGUUGAGGCCAUGAGAGACACCGUGUGAUACAACUACAAACCUGACUGACACUCAACUAGCUACUAAUGGGAGAUUUGACAAGUCGGUCAACACAUCGAAGAGAAAGGGCCAGGCAUUUUAUCCAAACUAUGUAAUGAUAUGAACAUUGUGUAACACAUU